AUGGCUAUGGUCAAGGAGCUCAUGGCAUGCUUUCGAUCAGUGAAGGUGGAGUAUGUUCCUCGGGCCAGGAAUGUAAAAGCGAAUCUCUCGUCCCGAAUCACCUCGUCUUCCUUCCCGAUGAGCUCUCAGGAGAUCCGAAUUGAGUCUCUACCACAGAAGAGCAUCGAAGAGUCUGCCAAGCAACUAUGCCUUGAGGACGAGCCUAGUUGGGUGGAUCCUUUGCUAUUAUACUUAAAGGAGGGAAAACUUCCCGAUGAUGAGUUGGAAGCUCCAGAAGUCAGGAGGAAGGCCCAAAGCUUUUUACUAGUCAAUGUGGAACUUUAUAAGAGGUCAUUCUUGCAGCCAUUGCUCAAGUGUAUCCAACCCUUUGAAGCAGACUAUAUCCUAAGGGAAGUCCAUGAAGGCAUAUGUGGAAGCCACAUUGGGGCCCGGACCUUUAGCCAAAAAGAUGUUCAACAAAGGUAUUAUUGGUCGGCGAUGGUGAAAGACUCGGAGCACCUGGUUAGGACCUGUGAUAGAUGCCAAUGA
This is a messenger RNA of Diospyros lotus (date-plum), 528 nucleotides long. RefSeq lists its product as uncharacterized. NCBI's taxonomy places the organism in Eukaryota, Viridiplantae, Streptophyta, Magnoliopsida, Ericales, Ebenaceae. The transcript has a single exon. The coding region runs from base 1 to 528 and encodes 175 amino acids. The record is from RefSeq and is a predicted model, not a curated record.